AUGGUGACCAGUCUCAGUGCCUACCGCUUCCAAGAUGGCACAUUCGACCAGUUCUUCGAUGCUUUCAUGAGCGAGGACGUCGCAGGUUACGGUAACUACUUCGAUCACGUGGUUUCCGGAUAUGAGCUCAAAGACAUACCCAACGUGUUUUUCGUGACAUAUGAGAACUUGACGAAAGACACCCGAGGCACUGUUCUGAAGCUUGCGCGCUUCUUGGGAGACAGCUAUGCAGUAGAUUUAGAAAAGGAUAAUCGGAUGCUUAAUGAGAUGCUUGAACGAUGCUCGGCAGAUCACAUGAGAGAGGCGAUGGUCGCGGACCUCCGCACAAACUCAAAUCCUGGCAUCGACAAGGUGCUGCGGCGCCUUGACGAGAAUUGCAAAGAUGGACACAGCGGAGACAGCAAGAAGUACUGCUUCGUAAGAGAAGCCAAAGUGGGUGGGUGGAAAAGGUACUUUUCACGGGAACAGCUGCGGCGCUUGGAAGAAGCGAUAAAGAAGGUAGAAGAAAUAUCGCCGGUGAUGGAGCUUUGGAACGACAUACGUGAAGAGGCCACUGCGGCGUCAACUGACAAAUAA
Messenger RNA from Dermacentor albipictus, 576 nucleotides. Its product is annotated as sulfotransferase 2A8-like. Gene Ontology annotation, cellular component: cytoplasm. NCBI's taxonomy places the organism in Eukaryota, Metazoa, Arthropoda, Arachnida, Ixodida, Ixodidae. The record is from RefSeq and is a predicted model, not a curated record. Gene Ontology annotation, biological process: sulfation. Gene Ontology annotation, molecular function: sulfotransferase activity.